AUGUCGUCAAAUCCUCUCGCUCUGUUAGCUUGGAUUGGGGAAAAGUUUUUAGAGUGGCCAGAGAACCAUGUCAGCGUUGACGAGGUAUUGACUGGCGUGACCCUGUAUUGGUUCACCGACAGCUUUCCACGCUGCAGCUAUACUUAUCGUGACACCUUUCUCGUGAAGCCUCCCUUCUCUCAGCCAUUUAAUGACAAGCCUUUCGGCUAUUCAUGGUUCAUGCAUGAACUUGCGCCAAGGCCUAAGAAAGUUGUGGAAAAGAAGGGCCGUCUGGUUUUCUAUCGGCAGCACGAGAACGGUGGACACUUCGUGGCCCUUGAGCGACCUGUAGAAUUCCUACAGGAUAUCGAGGAUUUCAUGGACGUGGUUUUGAAGGAGCAUUAA
Molecule: messenger RNA, 384 nt
Organism: Verruconis gallopava
Lineage: Eukaryota; Fungi; Ascomycota; Dothideomycetes; Venturiales; Sympoventuriaceae
Exons: 3
Coding region: 1-384 (127 amino acids)
Biological process (GO): epoxide metabolic process
Molecular function (GO): epoxide hydrolase activity
Source: RefSeq, a predicted model, not a curated record